UAUACAUACUGCUUCCCAUGGUCUGAUUAUAAUUGCUCUCAACAUGUUUUAUUUUCACGAGUGCCCGAAGGGGCUAAAACUGUCGAGUGGUGGUGGUGGAUGGCUGGAUGCAGGUCAGGCGGCGGCGGUGGCAUGGUGAGAAAUGAAAUUAUGGUCAAAUUGUUCCGUCUGGUUUGUAGCACUCUGAAUUCGAUCGCUUCAGGCUCGCUUGGCUUGGCAUUUUCCACGUGAAAAACCCACGGAUCAGAUUUGCUUAGUUUCAUUUCAUUACUUUCACGUGUGCGCGUAUAGAAUUUUAUGUUGUUGGGUGGUUUGGCUGAGGAAAAAUAGAGGUACCACUGCUUUCACCUACUUUACAUACAUAAGACUGAAAUAGUCAGUCAAUACAUGCAGUGGAUUAGAACAAAACCAGUCUGAGAUUGUGGUGAAAUGUGAAAUUAAUUUAUUUACUUUAUGUAUUUGUCCAUCAAAUUGAGACUCCUCGUUCACCACGCUGUCCGCAUCAAUUUCCUGUUUACUUUACUACUUAUUUACUUAAGCUGGGAAAACUACUAAACCGGAAAACUUGUCCAAAUCGUCAUUUUCAUAGACACGAACAUAAUCAUAACCGUGUGUUCAAAGUGCCGUGAGUUAGUGACUGACUCAUCCUCAGCUGAGAUUACUAUUAUUAUUAUGGGGAUCACAAAAGGGACCGCGAUCUGCCCCAUGGAUGAUAACACAAUUUUCGUGAUAAGAAAGCACGGACCAGAUCGACCCGUCUUUACUCCCAACAGUAAAGCGAGUUCAAUUUCGAGACAGGCUUCCGUGAACAGUUACCAAUCGAAAACUUCCAGAUUAACACUUGACGAAGAUUUGGAAGCUUUACGAUCUGCCAACAUCGUCUUCAUCCGACAUCACGUGCAGAGGGAGCCGGAUCAAAAAAAACUGCUGUCGUCGGCGACGUCCUCGUCUUCUCAACUUCAAAACAAAUACACAAUCGUCAACACAUGUGGGGAGACUUUAUUUUAUGCUGUGGAAAUUACGCCAGACGUUUCGCCACCUUCCCCACCGCCACCACCACGCCAUAAACUUUCUUUGCCUUCUUGCUCUUUCCACCGAGUUAGUGAAUCUGGUAGCGAGAAACAGUUGAAAUUCGCCGUGGUAAACUCACAGGGCGAAGAAGUCUUUGACAUCCAGGGUCACCCCGGUGUGCGAGGUUAUGGAGCGUACACCGUGGUGCGAAGAGAUUCCACCAUUUUGGGAAAUGUUGCUCAGACGAAUAAAAUCGCGUCGUGUCAUCGUCGCCGCCGAGAUCCGCCGUCCUACCUAAUUGAGUCGCCGGAUGGGAAAACCCUCCAAAAAAUCCUGAGACAAAGCUCGUGGAGAAACUUGGCAAAGGGAUUCCUGCCCGUGAACGACUUCAACGUGAGCUCUCCCGAUGGGACGAUUUGCAGGGCGAAAAUAUCCCGACAAACGAACGCCAUCACUUUGGAAGAGUACAGCCAAACAGACACUUAUGCGCUCAGCUUUCACACGACUGAUAUGGAUGGCAAGCUUAAAUCACUGCUCAUUGCGGCCGUCCUCAUGCUGGAUUACCAGCUCACCGAAAAGACGACGGAAUGGAGGGACUAUAAAAGUUUAAUAUUUCGAAUACUCUUUUGUGCCUUUCUAAUAUUUAUCCUCAUUGCUCUCAUUCUUGUCGUGGUGGAUGGUGCGGUGGAGUUCCAGAAGGAGAAAGUUAAACGAUUUCCGGGCCAAGUGCCACCACCGUGAGAAGAAAGAGAGACAAGGACGACGGUUAACACUGAAUUAAUAAAGGUUGAGUGAUAGAUUAUGCAAUA
Folsomia candida is the source of this 1820-nucleotide messenger RNA. RefSeq lists its product as uncharacterized. Gene Ontology annotation, biological process: plasma membrane phospholipid scrambling. Gene Ontology annotation, molecular function: phospholipid scramblase activity. The transcript has 6 exons. The record is from RefSeq and is a predicted model, not a curated record. NCBI's taxonomy places the organism in Eukaryota, Metazoa, Arthropoda, Collembola, Entomobryomorpha, Isotomidae. The coding region runs from base 673 to 1752 and encodes 359 amino acids. Gene Ontology annotation, cellular component: plasma membrane.